GGUGGGUGUGGCCAGUGCGGUGUCAUGUCCGGGGAACAGAGUCCGUACGGCAGUGUUCCGUACAAAGCCCUCCUGUCAGGCAGGGAUGUAUGACGUGUGAAAAUGAAUCAGAGGUUGGAGGAGCUGGUGGAGUCCCUGACUACAUCGGGAGAACCAGAACUCAAAGCAGAACCACUGAAAGAGCUGAAGAAAAUCUGCAAGUCUUCUGAUGAACACAUCCGCCAUGUGUAUCACCUCCUUCUGACGCAGCUGAACCAGGAACAUGCAGAGAUCCGCCUGUCUGCUUUUCAGAUCGUCGGCGAGCUGUUCACCAGGUCUCAUCAGUUCCGCACCCUGCUGAUCGACAACUUCCAGGAGUUUCUGGAGCUCACUGUAGAGACAGACUAUGAUCAGCCACUACCGCCGCCCAAGGAAGUGGCUCAGAAAAUGAAGACUUUGGCUAUUAAGGCUGUGCAGGAAUGGCAUGAGAAAUUCGGGGAGGCGUACAAGAAACUUUCUUUAGGGUUCCACUUCCUGAAGCAAAGAAAAAUGGUGGAUUUCCAGGAUGUCCGCUCACGAACAUUGGCGCAGAGAAAAAGAGAAGAGGAAAAACAAAAGCGCUUAGAAAAUAUUUAUCGAGAAAAAGCCAAAAAAGCCAAGACUGAAAUGGAAGAAAUGCUCGCUGAGAUCCAGUCCUGUCUGACAGAGAUGGAGAACUGCUUCAAACUCUUAUUACCUGAUCCGGAUGAAUUUAAUCUUCUCCAUGAGGACACAGAACAUAGUCGCUCUACGGCAGGGAGCAGUGGCUCCUCUCAGCCCAAGCCAAACCAUGUAUCGCCUUCGCGGUCAUGUGACGUGGAUGAUGAACAGCCAUGUUGUAGCAAGGACCUGCCUGCAGUCGUGUUAUCUGGUCCCAGCCAUGAAAAUGCAGAGGAGGAAACUUCAGAGGAGUCAGAUGACGACUUUGAGGCUGUUGAAGAGUCUUUUAUCAGAGACCAUGGUUUGGGCUCUCACAAGUAUUCUCUCGACAUUGAAAUAUCCAGAGAUCUUAAAGUGAAUAAAAAUGAGGACAAUACAGAUGUCGUAAACAGCUUGAUGGAUGCUCAUAAACUGGCCAAGAAUAAAUUCUGGCCCUCUGUACAAUCCUGGAUACAGGUAUUUACAAAGGCUGGAGUAACAGAUGACAGUCUUCGAUGUGCCAUUGACCUGAAAAACAGAUUGGAGAAUGCGAUGAAGAAAAACAAAGAAAUGAAAAUUGAUUGCAUGACUAGAGAAGGGAAACCGGUAGGAGCCAGUGAGGAUGAGGAUGAAGAUGAUUUUGAAGAGGUCCCAGAGAAGGAAGGUUACGAACCUCACAUUCCAGACCACCUUCGCGCAGAGUACGGUCUAGAGGCUCCAUCUACAUCAUCAUCUUCACCCUUGAAAAAAGUAGAAGUGAAGAAGCCUCCCCAGCUGUUGGUAGCACCAAGAAGGAAGAGGAAUGACAAUGAGCUGGAUCCUACUUGUGCUGCCGCAACGCUGAAAGUUAUGAGGGAUAAACUAUCUUCAUAUGCCUCAUCCAGUGCUGAGGAGCCCAACAGUAAAAACACGAAGAGGGAGGAAGACCUCUCAAAGGCACCUGUUGUUCCAUUCGGCAUUGAUCUUCACUACUGGGGGAAGGAUCAGCCCACAGCUGGCAAAAUACUUAAGGUCACCUCCCAGCACAGAUUCUGGGCAGCCAGUGAGAUGGACGAGGAAACAGAAAAUAAAGAGUUGGAAGCCAUGCUGAAAACCAGAUACAUUUCAUUCCCUGGAAAGUUUGAACCCGUGAAACACAAGUGUCGAGUGCCAUUACCUAAUGGGUCACUGUGUGAGAGGCAAGACAGAAUUAAGUGUCCUUUCCAUGGUAAGAUAAUUCCACGAGAUGAAAUUGGAGUGCCAAUCAAUCCUGAGGAUCGUGAGCGAGAAGUCAAGGAAAAAUUUGAGCAGCAAGCCAAGGAACAAGAUUGGAGAGACCCCGAACUGAUGAGGGAGAUCGAGCAAGCCACAGGGGAAGAUCUGUCGUCCAUGUAUGUGGAAACACCUGGAAAGAAGACGAAGAGGAAGGGAAAGAAGAAAAAGUAUCCGAAUCUGACAGAUCUGAAGCAGAAAGCAAAUACCACUCGCUCCCGUCUAGAAAAGAAAGUUUUUAGCCCGGGAUCAGUGAAACGGGCGAUAAGCGCAAUGAACCAAAUGGAUAAGAGGCGUCACGAGAAGUUUGCAAACCAGUUUAAUUACGCAUUAAAUUAAAAAUCAGAAGAAAGAUAAACCGCCUGGUCGGCUUUUACAUGGAAGACUUGUUUUAAGGACCUUUAACGAAAAAUUGUUGUGUUAUAAGUGUAUUUUUUUCCUUAAUGGCUAUGUCUUAACUUAUUUGUGUCAUUUGUUAUACCUUGUCUUUUUUUUUUUUUUCCUACUCUCGGAAUGGUUUUACGGAUAUCUGGUUUAUUUUUUAAAGAGGGGGGAAAAGUGCAAUUAUCUACAAACAAAGCAAAGGAUGCCAAGAAUGAAUUAACCGGAGAUGCUUCCCUGGAAUAAUUAUAGUGAUUAUACAUUAUAGGAAGAUUUCUAUUGAGAUUUUUAAUGGUCAACCUCUAUAAGCAAAUGCUUUAUUGUUUUUCUGCCAGAAACAUGGAGACUGGCCCUGUAUUUUGAAAAUACUAGUUUCCUGGCUGUCUUGCUAGCGAUUUUGCUUUUAGUAGUACUUUAUUUAUCUGAGGCAAGUAUGCAGAUAAGGAUACCUGAUGUAUUCCGUGUCUGUUACUCAAAGUCAGGCUCGUUGCUACAGGACAGGCAAAACAAACAAUUGCUUGGGACCCCUGAGCUGGCCUGGGGCCCCCAACUUCCCCUUCCC
Molecule: messenger RNA, 2851 nt
Organism: Rana temporaria (common frog)
Lineage: Eukaryota; Metazoa; Chordata; Amphibia; Anura; Ranidae
Gene: UVSSA
Product: UV stimulated scaffold protein A
Biological process (GO): transcription-coupled nucleotide-excision repair; response to UV
Cellular component (GO): chromosome
Molecular function (GO): RNA polymerase II complex binding
Source: RefSeq, a predicted model, not a curated record